CUUCUCAGAUGCUGAUGGUCACUGCAUACCUCGCAGUUGUAGUUGCACUUUACCUUGUUCCCCUCACCAUCUCGUCCCCUUGCAUAAUGGAGAAGAAGGCUCUGGGGCCAAAGCCAGCCAUUAUCGGGCACCGUGGAGCACCGAUGUUGGCACCAGAAAACACUCUGAUGUCCUUCCAGAAGGCAGUGGAACAGAAAAUUUAUGGAGUCCAAGCUGACGUUGUACUGAGCUACGAUGGAGUGCCAUUUCUGAUGCACGACAAGACACUCAGGAGAACAACAAACGUGGAGGAAGUGUUCCCAGAGCGGGCCUAUGAGCACUCCUCCAUGUUCAACUGGACUGACCUAGAAAAGCUCAAUGCUGGAGAGUGGUUCCUACGGAACGACCCUUUCUGGACAACUGGGUCUCUCUCAAGGUCUGACUACUUGGAAGCUGCCAACCAGUCAAUCUGCAGGCUGGCAGAUAUGCUAGAGGUGAUCAAGGACAACACAUCGCUCAUCCUGAACUUCCAGGAUCUGCCACUAGCUCAUCCCUACUACAGCACUUACAUCAACAUCACCCUGGAAACCAUCCUGGCAUCAGGAAUUCGGCAACAGGCUGUGAUGUGGCUGCCGGACACCGAGAGGCAGCUGGUGAGACAGAUCGCGCCAGGUUUCCAGCAGACUUCUGGCCUCAAGCUGGACGCAGAGCACCUGAAAGAGAGAGGCGUCGUGAAGCUCAACCUGCGUUACACCAAGGUCACAAACGAGGAUGUCAGGGACUACGCCAUGGCGAACCUGAGCGUGAAUCUCUACACUGUGAACGAGCCCUGGCUAUACUCCAUCCUGUGGUGCGCCGGCGUACAGUCGGUCACCUCCGACAGCUCCCACAUCCUUCGCAAGGUGCCUUUUCCCAUCUGGCUAAUGCCUCCAGACGAGUACCGCCUAAUCUGGAUCACGUCUGAUCUCAUUUCAUUUAUUGUAAUUGUAGGAGUUUUUAUAUUCCAGAACUAUCACAUGAUCAGGUGGCGCCUAGGAAAUAUCAGGACCUACAACCCGGAGCAGAUCAUGCUCAGCGCUGCCGUCCGCCGGUCUAGCCGGGAUGUCAAGAUCAUGAAGGAGAAGCUGAUCUUCUCGGAGAUCAACAGCGGCGUGGAGACCACGGAUGAGCUGUCUCUCUGCUCCGAGAACGGCUAUGCCAACGAGAUGGUCACCCCCACGGAUCAUCGGGACACCAAGCUGCGGAUGAACUGAGGGGCUCCAGUCCAACCCUGAGCCGUGCUCUCCUGCUUGCUGGGGGAUGGGAACCUUUGAGGAACUGCUGAUCGGGCAGAAGACCCCCUUCCCAUACCCCAUCACUGGCUGCUCCACCUCCCUGGUUGUGAGGCUGGGGAGCUUCUUUUUGUAAAUAUGUAGAAAAUCAAAUUUCUUUUGUCUCUUGGAUAUUUUUUUUUUGUGUGAUUUUUUUUUUUCCAAGGCAUGAGUGGAAAUACCGUGUUCAUUAAAUUCUCAACCUUAGGGC
Pterocles gutturalis (yellow-throated sandgrouse) is the source of this 1500-nucleotide messenger RNA. RefSeq names its product glycerophosphodiester phosphodiesterase domain containing 5 (gene GDPD5). Gene Ontology annotation, biological process: lipid metabolic process; positive regulation of neuron differentiation. The record is from RefSeq and is a predicted model, not a curated record. Lineage: Eukaryota; Metazoa; Chordata; Aves; Pterocliformes; Pteroclidae. The transcript is spliced from 11 exons. Gene Ontology annotation, molecular function: glycerophosphodiester phosphodiesterase activity. The annotation marks the transcript as partial. Gene Ontology annotation, cellular component: plasma membrane.